GAGCGAGACAGACAAGACAGGGCGGCGUGCUGGACAAGCGAACGGCAGCUGGCCCUGCUUCUAUCUGCUUCCGCUUGACGGGAGACGCUGCUUUUUUGACAACGUCGUCCCCUUCCGGACACCAUGGAGGAGGCAUCAGAGACCCGCGCGAAUCGACAUGACCCGGCUGCUCGCAGCGAAGGGCAUCGCGAAGCUCCAUCUCGCAGCAGGUUGUCCGCUAUGUACGUCAGAGACAAACUCCAUGAUCUGAGACCCGGUCACUCUGCUAGCUCCUCCGUCUCGUUACAGGAUCGUCUCUUCUCCAGGCUCCUGCAGCAAGUGAUGCCGGCAGAGGAUGGCGAGGAAGAGGAGGAGCCCGAGGAGCCAAAAUCUAUGGAGCGGCCUCCGUUCAGUCUUCCAACAAUGACAAACAACUUUCGACGGUUCAAUGCAAGGAUCGGCAUCGUUUUUCACUUUCAAAACAGACUGGUGAAACUGUUCAGCUGGAGGAAGCCAACUCAAACCUGGUCGUUUCUCUUCGUUUAUUCCUUUGUCUGCCUGGACCCCUACUUGUUGCUCAUCUUGCCCUUCGUGGCUCUUCUCUUCUAUAUCAUGGUCCCGGGGUUCUUAGCUCGACAUCCUCCACCUCCUCCAAACACCUCGACCUCCAGCACAACGCCAUAUUACUCCUAUGAAGGCCCGGCCCUUGCGCCUGCAAAAACGAUCAAACCAGUCCCGGAAACAUCGAAGGACUUCUUCCACAACAUGAGGGACUUGCAAAAUUCAAUGGCUGACUUUGCUAACCUACACGAUGCUGCUGUUGCUCUUUUAUCCCCAGCUACAAAUUUCUCGGACGAAACACUCUCUUCAAUGCUGUUUCUUCUAUCCACCGUGCUCGCGGUGUCCCUUUUUCUCACAGCCCACCUUCUGCCUUGGCGUUUCAUCUUUCUCUUCGCUGGUAACGCCGCAAUUUUGUCCAACCAUCCUCGCGCCGCAACAAUGCUGAAAAUGUUUCAGCUCCAAGACGAGUCGACGACUCAGGUUUCAAUACAGAAGCAAAAGGAGCCAGAAAACAAUAUCGUGGUGUGUGGAAUAUCUGUCCCAGCUACUUUAUCUGGUCUCAGGGCAUUACUGGAAUCACUGGUUGCAGUCUCUCUUGAUUCGUACCCCGAAGAGAGGGAGGUUGAAGUCUUUGAACUACAGCACAGAACGCUUUCUCCUUUUUCUGGAGCCUCAGAGUGGGAACCGUUCCUAUUUACCCCAACUCCAUAUGACCCUCUUUCUCCAGCUAGGAUCGCGGGUGAUCGACCAAAAGGUACCAGAUUCUUUGAAGAUAUCCGUCCUCCACGCGGAUGGGCUUGGAAAGGGAAAAAGUGGGAAUUGGAUCUCGACUGUAGGGAAUGGGUAAUGGAGCGCAUGGUCACAGGGGUAGAGUUUGAAGUUCCCAGCAGCAACGGUGAUGGAAUUGGUGAAGAAGUCGGUGGUUGGGUUUGGGAUUUGCCAUUUCAGCCCCCCAGCGAAGGCCUGCAAGAUAACACCGACGAGCCAGGCUGUGAUGAAUCACAAAAUUCAUGCUCUGACGCCACCAUUAAGCCAGAGAAUAACGUCUCUGGGGUCAGCGGAUCAUCCAAGGUCGAAUGGGAGGAAGCCACUAAACAUGCCGAAAGGACGGGGGAGUGGAGAAGAAGGCGAUGGGUGCGGGUUGUACGGCGAGUCAAACAUGACGAGAAAGUUGCAAAUGCCGCUUGA
This is a messenger RNA of Coccidioides posadasii C735 delta SOWgp, 1728 nucleotides long. RefSeq lists its product as uncharacterized. The record is from RefSeq and is a predicted model, not a curated record. Gene Ontology annotation, cellular component: peroxisomal membrane. Gene Ontology annotation, biological process: peroxisome organization. Lineage: Eukaryota; Fungi; Ascomycota; Eurotiomycetes; Onygenales; Onygenaceae.